UCACGCCCACGACCGCGGGAGCUGUUAGAAUUCAGCACCACGAGAAUGUGGACAGCUCCCAGUUCCGAGGACUUCCCAUCUGUUCUCAAUGGCGGGCGGUGAACAUUGCUGCCGGGCAAAACUCUAGCUCAGGAGGGUAUUUGCAAAGAAAUUGUGGAAAAGAUAAAAUAAUUCUCUUCUCCUUUACACACCGUGACGUGUUAAUGCCCCCUCCCCUUCGCUUUAUCUGCAACAUCCCUCUGCACAAGUCAGUGCGAGAAGCUGGAUGCAGCAGGAGCCGAACUGGUUUGCAUUGCGGUUAUGUAGGCUCCAAAAACAACCUAACGCUCUCUGCGACAAAAAAAAGACCCAGGACAUUAGUUUUCGACGCAAGCCAGUGGCCCAAGUACACGGAGCAGCCGGUCCCGGGACACCGCGGUGAUGCAGCCACGUUAGUACAGGGACCAGGUGCUGCGCAGUGCUGUUUGGUCCUUUCCGUAAUAUGUUAUUUAUAACAGAUGCAAGUAUAUUUUCACAUUUGUGCAACAUAGUAAAAAGUAGCCCAUUAUUUCUCCCACCAUCGAAGGUCCUGUGAAGAGCCCGGAUUGCGGCUUCUCCUUGUAUUGCAAGCUUUGAUAUUGUUUGUGCUCUCUCUCUCCUCCCAUCAAUUGCAAAGCCUCUUGUGUCCUUGGGUUAUUUUUUGCGUCAGAAGAUGGCGGAUCCCACAGAGAUGUUUUCUCUGUCAACCUUCCAUUCUCUCUCCCCUCCAGGCUGCAGACCUGCCCAUGAUAUCAGCCUGGAGGAGUUUGAUGAUGAGGAUUUAUCGGAAAUUACAGAUGACUGUGGAAUUGGACUGAACUAUGACUCUGAUCCUUAUGAAAAGGACUGUUUGAUGCUGGAUGUAAAAGGUGCACCUCAGGCUGUGACCGAGAUCUGCUCCUUCCAGGAUGAUCUUCAGGAAUUUGAAAUGAUUGACGAUACAGAUGACAUGGAGGAAACUGAACUGCUGCCCUCGCCCUCUGCCACAACCAUCCAACAGAAUCGCCCUUCCACCUUAAACCUAGCCACUCCACUCUCUCACUCACAGGAUUCUCUCAAUAAUAAUGCCAGCUUCUCUCCCAGGAAAGCUAGCUGGCAGGAGACUCUGUUGCACUCUGCUAAUGAUCAUUUAACCCCUCCACAUCUAUGUAUUCAAGAUAGCGUCCACCCAGCUGGUUGGUGCAUGACUGCCCCGAACUCUGGGCCACACGGCACUGAAUCACAAUUGAAACAUAUGGAGACUGUAUCAUCCCAGUCACCUCUGAAACCUCUACUGUACGAUUUUGAAGGGAAUCGGCGGGAUACUCUGGAAUACGGUAACAGCAAGACUGACCAACUCAUAGAGGAUCAUAAUAUGAAUAUUGUAUCGCCAUCAUUGCCAUGUCCGUCAUUGCAUGUGAACAAAGAACCUGCUAAACACUGUCUCUCUCCGACAGGGUCUUUUGGUUUACAUAGAAAGUCAGGAAGCUCUUUCCCUGAGAUGGAAGCUGGGCAAGAUAGCCAUACACAUCAAACUAACACAGCAGACAAUGUCACAUCACAAAGCUCAGAUACAGAGCUGGAACAAGACUUGACUAGCAAUAGCUCCAAGGAACAUUCUUGUUCUGCUAAUAGAUCCAGUGAAAUGUACACACUUGCCUCUGAAUUAGGAAUGAAUUCUGAGAUCGAAGCUGAUCAUACCUUUGCUGCCACGAGUAAAUGCUUGUCACCGUCCAACAUGAGCAAUGGUUCCUGUACUCCUGUGUCUGAUGCAGAGCUAGAACUAGAAUUUGGAAUUGCAAACAAGAUGCACAGACCAUAUACAGAGCAAACAGCUUUUGUGCCACCUGUCCUUGAGCAAACAAAUUUGACAUCCCCUGCCACCGCUGCAAUGAGUUCUUUGGCUCUCAAUUCAGAGUUGGAUCAUGACCACAACACAGAAGAGACAGCUGUUGACUAUGUGCAACCAUCUAGCUCCAAUAGCAAUACAGUGUCUCCUUCCUCUGACCCAGGCAUCGUGGCAGAUCUCACCAGUAAAAGCACCAAGAAAUUUAUGCAGUCAUACCACAGUGAGGAUGGUGUUUCCUCUGGUUCUGACUCAGAAUUGGAAGAACUUGAAGAAAGACUAACAUGUGACAAUAGUGCUGCAUGCAACAUGAUUUCUUCCAUCUCAGAGACUGAGUUAGAUCUUACCAGUGAGAGCAGUAGUGGUCGGUCAUCACACCUAACCAACUCAAUUGAGGAAGCAAGUUCACCCAACUCUGAUCCUGAGAUUGACUGGGAAGGAGAAAUAAAUACUUCAAAUGUUAAAGAUCGAUUGUACUUGGUAAAGACAGCCAACAAUACUGAUAUCAAUACUUCGGACCCAGUUGCUGAAUGGGAUCUUGACAGUGGGUAUACAGGAAGAUUUGUAUGUGCUACAAAUAAAAAUAAUUCAGAUAGUUCUGCCAGAGUUUCAGAGUCAGAGAUAAUAACAGACCAACUUACUGAUGUUAUUGCUGAAUCUUUGCAAGACUCUGACCAAACAAAAGACCAGAUUAUUUCACCAGAAGCUCCACAGGUCAGAUCAGAUAGUAGGAGUGAAAGUACUACCAGGCCUACAUAUCUUGAUAUUAUACCAAAUCCAUCACUGUCUCAAGUCCCAAGCCCUAAAUCACAAAUGGAAGAAAAUGCUGAAGAAAACAGUGAUGAUGAAUUGAGUAACGAUUCUGAGUCUUCAUGUUCUGAUCAUGAUUUGGACGCUGACCUGAGUGAAAGUUCUGACUCUCCUUGGCUUCUUAGCAACAUGAUCAACACAAUGAUUUCACAAGGCUCCCACACUGUCAAAGAUGAGGGCUGGCUGCAGACUAACUCAUUCAGCGAGACUGUUUCUUCAUGUUCUGACAUUGAGAUUGAGCCGGUGUUUGCUAACAAGCUACUGUGCACUUCAGGGCAUCAAAAUGACACGGGCCAGGGGGACUCUGAAAAUAAAGACCAUCCUGACUUAGACAUUGAGAUACUCGAUAGCAGUGAUGAUUUUAAAGAUGCAAUGUUCUCCAAAGAUGAGGUGAAAAGAAAAGAGUCAAGAGAUGAGGAAACCAAGUUAAUAUCAACUUCUGACAAUAAACCAGCAACCCUUUACCUAGCUCUGAGUAAUCCACCCAAUGAUGCAGCCAUGAGAGUAGACAGUUAUAGCGUACCGUUGACUCCAGAAACAGUUGGCUCCUGUGAAGCAGAAGCAGAGCUAAGCAAGGAAUUUAAGGACAGUUGCACAAAUGAGCAAGAUGAUGACAUCACCAUAAUGCCAAACUCCACGUUAAGCUUCAAAUAUGAGGAGCCAAUGGAAAGCCUCCAAGGAACAAAUGGGGACGUGGGUGCUCCAAGUUUCAGUGAAGACCUAGAAGCUGCAUUAAUUUUGGAAGAUAGGUUAACUGAAUUGAAUUCUAGGUCGUUUACUUCCGAGGUGCAAAUGAAGUCAAAGCCAGUCAGUGAAGAGACUGAAUAUACCAACAGAUGCUCAAAUCCAUCAUCUCCAUCAUUUAAUGCAAAUCCCAAAAUACCCAUAUCCUUUAGUGACCCAUCAAAUGGACCUUUCAACCUGAAGGAACUGUCCCCAUUACACAGAGCAGCCAGCAAGCAGCUGGACCAGUCCCUGGCCUAUGACUCUAUUAAAUAUACUCUGGUGGUAGAUGAGAACACUACUUUAGAGCUCAUCAGUUUGAAACGCUGCACCUCCAUAUUGAGCGAUGAUAGCGAAAUCUCAACACUGUGCGACAACUGUGAGCUGGAAAUGGACAACGAGUUUGGGGAUUGCACGGGGAGACAUGAUAACGAGAACUCAUCCGAGGAUUCAUCACCUGAAGCCGACACACAGUUUUCCAAGAAAUUCCUGAAUGUUUUUGUCAACAGCACUUCUCGAUCUUCAAGUACAGAAUCUUUUGGCCUUUACUCAUGCACAAUAAAUGGUGAAGAGCGGGAGCAGACUCAUCGAGCAGUAUUCCGGUUUAUUCCUCGACAUCAGGAUGAACUGGAGCUGGAUGUUGAUGAUCCAUUGUAUGUCGAAGAGGAGGAAGAUGACUACUGGUACCGAGGUUACAAUAUGAGGACAGGGGAGCGUGGAAUCUUCCCAGCGUACUACGCCCAUGAGGUUGUGAACCAGGCCAAGGAAUUUCUAGGGAUAAAGAAGAAUAGUGUCUGGGUGGAGAGGUUUGACGUACAGUUCCUGGGAUCUGUGGAAGUCCCAUAUCACCAGGGUAAUGACAUCCUGUGUGCUGCAAUGCAGAAGUAUUCGAUUCAAUCAGACCUUGUGGUGAUUGCUACAACUAGAAAGUUGACAGUUCAUCUGCGCCCACCUGCUAGUUGUGAGUUGGAGGUCAGCAUUCAAGGAGUUAAACUGGUCAUGAGCUUGAACGAGUAUGGCCCAGAAGACAAGACUGAAAGGUGCAGCCAUUUUUUCCAGAUGAAGAACAUUUCAUUCUGUGGAUGUCACCCAAAAAACAGCUGCUACUUUGGCUUCAUCACUAAGCAUCCUGUGGUGAACCGCUUUGCCUGCCACGUGUUCGUCUCUGAGGAAUCCAUGCGCCGUGUUGCUGAGUGUAUCGGUCAAGCAUUUCAAGAAUACUAUCAGGAGCACCUGGAGUAUGCUUGCCCAACAGAAGACAUUUACCUGGAGUAGAGGUUGACCCUUUCAUGUGGAUUCAUUACAUUUUGCGCUGGACCUGCGCUCACCUGUGAGCUGUACCCCUGCUCCCUGUACAUAAAAAAAUUAAACAAAUUCCUAUCAAAUCAAGAGAAUCCUAGUAAGGGUAUACAGUACAUGGAGCCCCCUGUGAGGUUUUAGCAUUGACAAUGAAAGUUCGUUGAUAUCAAACCUGUGUUUGCUGCACAAAUCAUACCAUAUCUAACUCUAGUUACCAUCCACUCCUGUUGUUGCUGUUGCAGGUUGCUUCAAAACUACCUGUUUGAACUGAAAAGCAUUUGGUCAAAGAGAGAGAGGAAAAUGGAGUGCAAUGAGUUUACAUUAUCAUGAGAAAUUCAUUCAAUGGCUGAAUGUUUGCUAGGUUUACCUUAUUUACUUCAGUGUGUCUGUUCUUGGGGGCAUAGUGCUCCAUCACCUUCUUACGAGGUGCCUCCUUCCACUAGUUCUGUUGAGGAACAUGCUGCCAAAUUGUGUGCAGAUGUCUGUGUGGAUGGGCAGUAAGGACAGUCCUUUCUCCAGCCCCAUGGGCCACUGCUAAAAAGUGAGAAGCUUCCCUCACUGUCAGCCGAUACAAAAGUGUGUUCUUCUAUAUUGAAAAUUCUGACUUUUUUUUUACAUCUUAAAAGACCUCACAUUAACAGCAUCCUCAGCUCAACAACCUUGGACAAACGGGUCUGACUUUUGGAUAAAAUACCUGACUCUGUUGGGAAGUGGGGUCUUUGACCUUGGAAGGUAAUGGGGCUCUAGGUGAGGGGGUUUGAUCAUUCCUGACUCCAAAAUUAGCAGGUACAGUACAAGACCAAGUAAAGCAAAGGAAAAUGUCACCGAUGGGAAUAACAUAAAUUGGAGAAUAUAUAUACUUUUAACAUGUGUUUAGUCCUUGAACAGCCACCACCAUGUGCUUAUUUUAAGAUGGCAGUUUUAUUUUUAUUCAAUAUGACCUGGUCAAACUCCCCAACAAUUCAGAUUAAAGUCUGGGUGACAGUCCUGUCAGCAUCAUUUACGUAUAGCACAAUAUAUUUGUUUUAUAAACAAUAUGAAUCGGUAUUACACAAAAACCUGCAGCAACACCUACUUACUGAGACAGUGUAUUGAACCAACAGUGAAAUAGCUUCUAUUGUGGAAUGAAUCUGAAUUACUGCAUGUAUUUCAGCCACAUUUCCUCUUGGGAGCAUCUGGCCUUGCUUCAUUCCAAAGUCAUUCCAUCACACUGGGCCAAUGCACUUAAAAAGAAGAUAUUUCUUUCAGGACACAAACAUAUUCAUCCCACUUGGUGAAAUUAUGAACAAACAAAGGAACAAAAAUGGUAGCUCUUUUGGGAAGGAAAAUGUCCUCAGUUAGAUUUUCAGACAUUAAUGAUGAAGAGCAUCUCCCUUACUGACCACAAUAUCCUCACUUACUGUAUGAUUCCCCGUGGAUCAGUCCCAGCAAGGAAGUCCUCAGUGUUCUGUGCUGCUCAUUAUUCAAUUAUACCAAUUCGCAGCCCCACCGAUUCUUCUGCCCGGCGUGAAAUGGUCUCUGCUCAUUGCUGAAGAGGCUCUUUACAAUGUGCAUGAUUUUUAAAAGCUGCAUGCAAUUUCAAUUUAAAACUCGCUUCUAGCCUACUGCCAAAGGAAAACAAGGAGUCCAAAACACUGGUGACUGAUUGCUGGGUGACCCACUCUGUCAGCUCCCACAUGUGCAGCAUAUCAACAUGAGGCACCAAAGAAUAUCUUUACUUAAUUCACUGUUCCUGCUUUGUAUAUAUCACAAAUCCAUCUUUAGUGAUUCCUUAAUCUCCUGGUUACUGCACUCUGUGCUUUCCUUUACAGCAACUGGACUGAAAUGUGUUCUUACAAGAAUUAGGGAUGAAUUUUGGGUGUGCACUGUUCCCAUUAUAUCAUACCCAUUUCAAGGGUGUUGGCUUCUGCCUGGAGCUGGUAAAGUACCACAAAAGCACUUCUAAAGUGAGAGAAGUGUUAAUGAUGACACUGUAGCAAUGUUAUGUGUUAGCCAAGUACAUUCCUUCAGCGAGAAGGCUAUGGGUCACCGUGAGUUGUCUUUAAACGUCUUUGAUUCCAAGGAGCACUGAAAAACACAACUUCUGAGUGGCAAGAAAACCCAGUAAUGAGCUAGAGGAAGAAACAAGCACCUUAAAGAGACAAAAUCUCUGACAGUUCGUAGUCUUCAUCUGACAGGUUACCUGCAAGAUUGCACUACUUGGCAUAGAAACAAGUUUGAAAGGAGUUAGAACCAAUUGUAUGAGUCUAUUAGAACAUUAUGGAUGCAAUGUAGCCUAUCAGUAAAACAAGCCCUGCAAUUUGACAAUGAUUUGUUCCUUUGAAACAGAGAUUCCCAAAUUGGGAAUGGGUCGGGAUUGAAGAACCCAAGCUUUUGGUCAGGGAGCGAUGUGAGGAAGAGGCAUUGACAGUCUUUCAGAACCAGAGAAAUGACAUUGUGGAACAUCUCAGCAGAGGUGUCUGAAUCCACCCGAGCUGCUAGAAAAAUCAGCACUGAUUGAUUGUCCAGAAGCAUACUCUUAAAUACUCUACUUCUGCCAUUCUACUUAAUUUACCAAGAUUAGCAGGUGACUUCAUUGAGGUGUUCAAUAUUAUGAACAAUUUUGACUGAAUAAAGAAGGAUAUUCUAUUUCUGCUCAUUAGUAUGUCAGUAAACGAGGGUUACAACUUCAGAUUUUCAGCAAGAGAGGUAGGAGUGAGAUGAGGAGAAACUCCUUCACUCAGAGAAUUGUUAGAAUUUGGAAUGCACUUUCUGGGAGAGUGGUGGAGGCAGAUUCCAUAGGAGGUUUUGAAACAGAGCUGGAUAUAUAUUUCAAAAGGCUGAAGUUAGAGGGCUAUGAAACUAGGGCUGGAGAAUAGGACCAGCUGGGUAGCUAUUUCAGGAGCUGGUACAAACACAAUUGAUCAAAUGGCCUCUCUCUGUAUUGUGACAUUUUAUGGUUCUAUGAUUCUAGUUGGUGGCGAUUUAAACAUGCUGCAUGUCACCAUAAUACCUCUCCACUGGCAACGAGGCUAAAAUGAAAGUCAUUUCUGAGGUACCUUCUGAUUGCUACACCUGUGUACAAUCCUUGAGGUAAUUUAUCAUUGGAAGUAUACAAUGUCAACUGGACUGAGCAAUUGCCUGACUUAUUUCCCUAAAAUGCGAAAUCAGUGGCACUGAACUCAUUCAUUAUGUUCAGGGCGCCACAGCAUGCUGUUUCUUGGUAAAAGGAAAUCGGGCUGUAAAUGGGAUCAGAGUAUCUGAAGAAGGAGGGUACUCUGUAAGAAAAAAGAUAAGAUUAGGAACCUUUGCUUUAAGAAAUAAUGCAGACGGGAACUGGAGUCCUCAAUAACAUCAUUCAUUCAUGAUUCUUAAUGAUAUAGUGUUACAAUAUGAAAGAGAUGGCCGAGUCCUCUGAGUGCGAAUGAGAAAUAUUGCUAAUUAUUUAAGAUGCAGCACAACAUGUAGGGGAAUGUCAGAACCACCAUGACAUUCUCCAGUAGAAGAUCACUUUGCAAUUUAUAGAUAUGUGGAUAAGUUUGUUUCUUAUCAUUUUCAACUGUUCUUUCUAUUCACCAUUACCCUUCUCCAUUGAGACUGGAUGACAGCUCAAUUUUCUCUCAUCUCCUAGAAAUGGUGGGAGGGUGUCAUAAUUGAGUCCAACACAUCUCUUGUUGGUAUGUUCCCUAAUUUGAGCCAACAGAAAAUAAGCAUCUUUUCAUAAGUAGUACAGAUGAUCUAUGAGGGCUGGUCAGGAAGGCCAAAUAUUGCAUUUUGCAGAGAAGGCACAAGAAGUAACCUCAAUGGGAGACAUUACAUAAGGGUCACCAAGACCAAAUCAGACCAGGAGGUACAAAAGAGAUGUGAAAACAAUGAAAACAAUUCUCAAUGAAAAAUAAUCAUGAACAAAGAGAAGAAAACUGUACAAUAAUCUACCAGGCAAAGUUAGAGACAAGAUCAUUGGACUAUUCAAAGAGUAAUCAGUAACUUUAGUGAGAGAAUUAAUUUUCCAAUGGGAUGGCUUUCAAUAAAAUGGCUUGAGGAUCAGGUUUGAUGGGAAAUAAAUGGUUCCAAAAGAGCUGUCUCUGAUACAAGAGCUACGGUAUUAGCAUGAUGGAAUUCACUGGGGAGUUUCCAUAUGAGAGGGAUGGACUUCAAUUAGAGAGAUAAAAUACCAGAGAUGAGUCUCCAUAGGACAAUUGGCAUACUAGAGGGAAUGGGCACUAGGAUGUGGGGGGAUAAUUAGAGUGCUUCAAGGUUGGGUUUCAAUAGGAAUUAGUAAAGUAUAGGAAUGUACUUCAGUGGGAAUCCAGGUGCCAGCUGGAUUGCUUUCAGUGGGAAAGUUAGCAUACUAGAGGGAUCCACUUUCAUGGGCUAAUUAAGGUACUAGGGAUAUGGGCUUCAGUGGGAGAGUUUCUAUGGAAUGCGAUGGGCCUUUUUGGAUGGCUAUGUUAUGGGGGAAUGAACUUCAAUGUGAAAAUCAAUGUACUAGAAGGUAGGCUUUGAAUGGGUGAGUUAAGGUAUGAGAAAAAUGAACUUCAAUGGGAGAGUUUACAUACCAGAGGUGUGGGUUUUGAUUGGAUAGUUAGGGUAUUUUUAGUGUGUGGUUCAAUUGGAGAAUUAAGCUAGAAGAGUGAUUGGAUUUCAGGGACAGUUGUUAGGUUUCAGUAGGAGAUUUAGGGUGCUGGAAUGAUUGGUUUGCAUAAGAGAGUUAAAAUGCUGGAGAGAGGCUUCAAUGGGAGAUUUGUGCAGUUUACAGCAAUGAAAAGACAAAAUGUGGAGACAACAAGAAAGAAGCCUUUUUGAGAAAAGAAAUAAGCAGCCUGCUGUUGUGUUUCAGAGGAACCAGUUGAAUCCAUUUAGCUACAUUCAUCUGAAAUUGGUGAACAAAUGAAGAGCACAGCUCGGAAAAGGUUGCAGGCUCAACACCAAUCUGUACCAAUGUCAGCAGGAUCUAUCCCUGACCUUACUGACCCGGUUUAAGAGAGAAGAAUAUCCUUCAUUUAUUCAGUACUGAGUGACUCUUCCUGCAACAGAGGCUUUGGUUGAGAGGAGGCUUGUGCUCUGUUGUUAGCUUGAACAGACUGCUCGCAUCAUCUACCCAGAGUCUUGUGAUUACCUGACACUAUCAAAGAAGGCUAAUUGCCAUGGAGAGCUGGUGCUUUCUUCGGGGAGGGGUGCUGUGGGCAGUCAUGAACUUUGUAAAAGAUUGACUAGGUACUGGCUGGUGACCUCCCCCAGUAUCAUUUGUGUUUGGAAACUGGAGACUGGUUAGGCCACUCAGCAUUCUCCCAUCAGAACAUCUGACUGUACUAACCCAGGUAAGUCCACAGCUUCAUUGCACCUACAGGUGAUUCUGUGUCAACUUGCAUAUUUAUUUAAUUUUCCUUUGUCCAGUUUUCUAAUAAAACUAGAAAUUUGUCUUGGAUAAACAUACUCUGGAACCACGGAGCCAAGGAAAUAUUCAUAUGCAUUGACAGUUUGACAUCAUCCCUGUACAUAGGACCAAUGUAUUUAUUCUUGCAUAGUUGCUUUCCAGUCCCAAACUUUUAACAGGAAACAGCUCUCUUACCACCAACUAUAAUAUCCAUCCAAAUAAUUAUGAAUAGACCAACAAUUGAACACCAGAAUUUUUAUCCAGUUCAAACUGCUGACUAGCAUAAGUUAUAGAAGUGAGGGUGAGAAAAUUUCUAAGAUACUGACAACGGUAUUUUUCAGUUUAUCUUUAACCCGAUGUUUCAUAAAAUGGCUUGAAAGCUCUGAGUGUGAAAGGCAGCUCAAACUAGCUGGAGUCAUAGUCUCCUGGCAUCCUGGAUUAGCUGCAUUUUCUGACAUAUCCUUCAGAUAUUUGAGAUUGAAUAUAUUAUGGGAACUCAGUAAAAGCUAAAGGAAACAUUGCAGCACUUGGCUUUGCCCAUGAGCUCUGUAAAGUGAGCUAAAAUGCCAAAGCAGCUUCUAGUGGACAACAUAGUGCGAAUGACAUCUUUUCCAAUUCUCUGGUGACCUUUGGAUUGAUAUUUUCCUGAAUAGCACAUCCUCAGACAAAUGCAGGUAUCAACCCGUGGAUUAUGCUAGUUAUUCUUACUGGUUGCCUGUAUGUUAGCUGCAUUUACCUGUAUGUAAUUUUGGUUUAUGCUAACCAUUCACUCUAUAACUAAACACAUCAGUAUGUAACAGAUUAAGGUAACUUAUCAUCUAAUUGUAUAAAUAAGGAACUGAUCACAAAGCCUUGUCAUGUUUUUGAUCAUAUGAUUAAAAAUAUGCUGACUGAACUUUCA
Messenger RNA from Stegostoma tigrinum, 10932 nucleotides. It is a transcript of the gene mapk8ip2, whose product is annotated as mitogen-activated protein kinase 8 interacting protein 2. The transcript is spliced from 13 exons. The record is from RefSeq and is a predicted model, not a curated record. Gene Ontology annotation, molecular function: protein binding. Lineage: Eukaryota; Metazoa; Chordata; Chondrichthyes; Orectolobiformes; Stegostomatidae. Gene Ontology annotation, cellular component: cytoplasm. Gene Ontology annotation, biological process: regulation of JNK cascade. Bases 692 to 4651 code for a protein of 1319 amino acids.